AAGCUUAGCUUACUUAAAAAAUAAAGUAGCAUCAAGAAGGUUAUAUUCUUGGUUUUAUACCAUCUCCCGCCAUGGGCCUUUGGAGAAUACUUUGUUUUCUAAUCUUCCUGGAGAAAAGUUGGGGACAGGAACAAAUAUAUACCAUUUCAGCACCCAGAGUAUUCCUUGUUGGAGCAUCUGAAAAUAUUGUAAUCCAAGGUUAUGGAUACAGUGAAGCAUUUGAUGCAACAAUCUCUAUAAAAAGUUAUCCUGAUAAACAUUUUAAUUAUUCUUCUGGCUAUGUUCAUUUAUCCAAAGAAAAUAAAUUCCAAAAUGCUACAGUCUUAACAAUACAACCUAAACAAUUGCCUGCAGGACAAAACUUGGUUUCAUACGUGUAUUUAGAAGUUGUAUCAAAGCAUUUUUCAAAAUUGAAAAAAAUUCCAAUAACCCGUGACAAUGGAUUUCUCUUCGUUCAUACAGACAAAACUUCUUACGUUCCACACGAAUCAGUAAAAGUUAGAGUCUAUUCUCUGAAUGAUGACUUGAUGCCAGCCAAAAGAGAAACCAUUCUGACUUUCAUAGAUCCUGAAGGAUUAGAAGUUGACACAGUAGAAGAAAAUGAUUAUGAUGGAAUUAUCUCUUUUCCUGACUUCAAGAUUCCAUCUUAUACUAAGUACGGCAUGUGGACAAUUAAAGCUAACUAUAAGGAAGACUUUUCAACAACUGGAACCACCUACUUUGAGAUCAAAGAACGUGUCUUGCCACAUUUUUCUGUUUCAAUAGAACCAGAAAGUAAUUUCAUUGGUUACAAGAACUUUAAGAAUUUUGAAAUUACUAUAAAAGCAAGGUAUUUUCACAAUGGAGCAGUCAAUGAGGCUCAAGUUUUUGUCUCUUUCGGAAUAAGACAAGCUAUGCAAGACAAUGGAAAAGAAAUGAUGCAAAAAGCAAAGCAAAGCACAAAGCUGAUAAAUGGAACUGCUCAAGUCACCUUUGAUUCUGAAACGGCAAUUAAAGAGCUGUCAUAUAACAGUCUAGAAGAUUUAAAUGACAAGUACCUUUAUAUUUCUGUAACAGUUGUAGAGGAUACAGAUGGACUUUCUGAAGAGGCAGAUGUACCCGGCAUCAAAUACGUUCUCUCCCCCUACACACUGAAUUUGUUUGCUACUCCUCUUUUUCUGAAACCUGGGAUUCCAUAUUCCGUCAAGGUGCAGGUUAAGGAUACACUUGACCAGUUGGUAGAAGGGGUCCCAGUCAUCCUGAAUGCACAAACAGUCAAUGUAAACCAAAUGACAUCUGACUUGGAACCAAGAAAAAGUGUAACAAGUUUCAGUGAUGGAGUAGCUUCAUUUUUGGUUUACCUCCCAUUUGGAGUGACAGCACUGGAAUUUUCGGUCAAAACUGAUGCUCCAGACCUUCCAGAAAAAAAUCAAGCUGGCAAACAUUAUCGAGCCAUCCCAUACUCCUCUGUCAGCCAAAGUUACCUUUCUAUUGAUUGGACUGAAAACUAUAAAGCUUUGCUUGUGGGAGAACAUCUGAAUAUCACUUUCACUGCCAAAAGUCCAUAUAUUCACAAAAUAACUCAUUAUAAUUACUUCAUUUUAUCCAAGGGCAAAAUCAUACAAUUUGGCACAAAGGAGAAAAUUCCAGGUUCAUCUUAUGAAAGUAUAAACAUUCAAGUGACACAGAAUAUGGUUCCUUCAGCCCGACUCCUGGUCUAUUACAUCAUCACAGGAGAGCAGACAGCAGAAUUAGUAUCUGAUUCAGUUGUGUUAAAUAUUGGAGAAAAGAACUGGACCCAUUUGCAGAUGUUUCAUACUUUAGGGAAAAGUGACCUGGGCUGUGGGGCAGGUGGUGGCCGUGACAACGCAGAUGUAUUCCAUCGAGCUGGACUCACCUUCACCACCAAUGCAAAUGUAAAUGAGCCGCAAGAAAUUGAUGAACCCUGCAAAGAAAUUCACCGGAGAAAAAGAAAUCUGAAAGAGAAAAUAGAAGAAAAUGCUGCUAGAUACAAACAUCCAGUGCUGAAGAGAUGUUGUUAUGAUGGAGCCCGUCGUAAUGAUGAUGAAAGCUGUGAGACGCGAGCUGAACGUAUUACUAUAGGGCCACGCUGUGUCCAAGCUUUCAAGGAGUGCUGUCAUCUCGCCAACAAGAUUCGAGAUGAAGAAACUAUUAAACACAGAUACGUGGGAGGGCACCACUGAGGAUCACUCAAAAAAAUUUCAACUUCUUUCAUAACCACAACUGGAAUAUACUCACUUUUACUUUCCACAAGACUUGACCUUUUUCAGAUUACACAUAUUUUCUAUGCCUUCAGUUUUGCUGGAAACUAAACUCAAAUUUGGCUAAGUAUAAUGAAAAAGUCUUUCUUUGCGUAAGUUCAAUUUAUCAACCAUCCUCAUAAAUGAGAACAAAAUGGUUAAAAGAUUUUUUCCAAAACAGCUCAACUACCAACUCUUUUUUUUUUUUUUUUUUUCACACCAGAGAUUUAACUCAGGACCUUGCACUUGCAAGGCAGGCACAGUGCCACUGAGCUAAAUCCCUGGCCCUCAACUACCAACUCUUUAUUGCUAUGCUGCAUUUACUGUCAGUCUUCAAGACUCUAUAA
This is a messenger RNA of Fukomys damarensis (Damara mole-rat), 2587 nucleotides long. Its product is annotated as complement C5. Gene Ontology annotation, molecular function: endopeptidase inhibitor activity. Bases 72 to 2183 code for a protein of 703 amino acids. The transcript is spliced from 17 exons. Gene Ontology annotation, biological process: complement activation; inflammatory response. Gene Ontology annotation, cellular component: extracellular region. Lineage: Eukaryota; Metazoa; Chordata; Mammalia; Rodentia; Bathyergidae. The record is from RefSeq and is a predicted model, not a curated record.